Molecule: messenger RNA, 390 nt
Organism: Racocetra persica
Lineage: Eukaryota; Fungi; Glomeromycota; Glomeromycetes; Diversisporales; Gigasporaceae
Source: the annotation of a GenBank genome assembly
CAGGAAAUUAAUUUAAAAAAAAACUCAACAGAAGCAGCAAUAACAAGAAAGAGCUGCAAAGACAGAAGUAGCAACAAGAGCUACAAGGCAACGGCAGUAGCAACAAGAGCUACAAGGGCAACGGCAGUAGCAACAAGAGCUACAAGGGUAAUGAUCUGUAAGGAUAACAGAUAUAUAAACCAGCAAGAACUACAAGUAACUCCCAUUAUAAUAGUUGGAAGAGGAAUUGAAGAUCAAGCUGAAACAGCUAGUGAUAAUAAAGAAAGAGAUGGUGAAGAAGACGACAAUGAAGACAAUGAAGAAGAAGACAGUGAAGAUAAUAAAAAAGGAGACAGUGAAGAUAAUGAAGCAAAAAAUGAGAACUCCAAUAUUAUUCAAGAUUGGAAUUAG